CGCCAAACCUUCUCACACUGGUGCCGGAGUGAGGAGAGCGCAGCAACAGCAUCAUGGCCGAUUCUUCCGAGUCAUUCAAUAUUGCAACAAGUCCAAGGACAGGGUCUCGGCGUGAUGCCUUGACCUCCAGCCCUGGCCGUGACCUUCCACCUUUUGAGGAUGAAUCGGAGGGUAUGUUUGGGGAUGAGGUGCCUCGAGAGGAGGAAGAAGAUGGAGAGGAACUUAUAGGAGAUGCCAUGGAAAGGGAUUACCGGGCAAUCUCUGAGCUGGAUAGGUAUGAGGCAGAAGGAUUGGAUGAUGAAGAUGAUGUUGAAGAUCUGACUGCCAGCCAGCGAGAUGCAGCAGAGCAGGCAAUGAGAAUGCGAGACAGGGAGAUGGGACAUGAGCUUGGUCGUAUGAGAAGAGGCCUUCUCUAUGACAGUGAUGAAGAGGAUGAAGAUAGGCCAGCUCGGAAGCGCAGGAUGGCUGAGCGGGCGGCUGAAGGGGCUCCCGAGGAAGAUGAAGAGAUGAUUGAGAGCAUUGAAAACCUGGAAGAUAUGAAGGGUCACACAGUAAGAGAAUGGGUGUCAAUGGCAGCCACUCGACUGGAGAUAUAUCAUCGCUUCAAGAAUUUCCUGAGAACUCAUGUUGAUGAGCAUGGGCAUAAUGUCUUCAAGGAGAAAAUCAGUGACAUGUGCAAAGAGAACAAGGAAAGUCUGGUGGUAAAUUAUGAAGAUCUUGCUGCUCGUGAACAUGUCUUAGCAUAUUUCUUGCCAGAAGCCCCUGCUGAAAUGCUUAAGAUAUUUGAUGAAGCUGCCAAGGAGGUAGUAUUGGUCAUGUACCCAAAGUAUGACCGAAUUGCUCGGGAGAUUCAUGUCCGCAUUUCUCAUCUUCCUUUGGUAGAAGAGUUACGGUCUUUAAGGCAGCUGCACUUGAACCAGCUAAUACGGACAAGUGGUGUGGUGACCUGUUGCACAGGAGUCCUGCCACAGCUCAGUAUGGUGAAAUACAAUUGUAACAAGUGUAAUUUCAUCCUUGGGCCUUUCUUCCAGUCACAGAAUCAAGAAGUAAAGCCAGGCUCUUGUCCUGAGUGUCAGUCACUUGGACCCUUUGAAAUCAACAUGGAAGAGACUGUUUACCAGAAUUAUCAGCGCAUUACAAUUCAGGAGAGUCCAGGAAAAGUGGCAGCUGGUAGGUUGCCACGUUCAAAGGAUGCAAUCCUGCUUGCUGAUCUUGUUGACAGCUGCAAACCAGGGGAUGAAAUUGAACUAACUGGAACCUAUCACAAUAAUUAUGAUGGAUCUCUGAACACAGCUAAUGGAUUCCCAGUGUUUGCGACUGUUAUCCUUGCCAAUCACAUCACUAAGAAAGAUGACAAAGUAGCAGUGGGGGAGCUGACAGAUGAGGAUGUCAAGGCAAUUGUAGCACUUUCCAAAGAUGAACGGAUUGGAGAAAGAAUAUUUGCAAGCAUUGCUCCAUCUAUCUAUGGGCAUGAAGAUAUUAAGAGAGGACUGGCACUUGCUUUAUUUGGUGGAGAGGCAAAAAAUCCUGGAGGGAAACACAAAGUCCGUGGUGAUAUUAAUGUCCUUUUGUGUGGUGAUCCAGGAACUGCAAAAUCUCAGUUUCUGAAAUAUGUGGAAAAAGUAGCCAGUCGAGCAGUUUUCACCACAGGGCAGGGUGCCUCUGCUGUGGGUCUGACAGCCUACGUGCAGCGCCAUCCAGUUACUAAGGAAUGGACAUUGGAGGCUGGAGCUCUUGUCUUGGCAGACAGGGGUGUGUGCUUAAUUGAUGAGUUUGACAAGAUGAAUGACCAGGACAGAACCAGUAUUCAUGAAGCUAUGGAACAGCAAAGUAUUUCUAUUUCCAAGGCUGGCAUUGUAACCUCUUUGCAGGCUCGGUGUACUAUUAUAGCUGCAUCUAACCCUAUUGGUGGCCGUUAUGAUCCUUCAUUGACUUUUUCGGAGAAUGUUGAUCUGACCGAGCCCAUUGUGUCUCGGUUUGACAUACUGUGUGUAGUUCGGGACACUGUAGACCCUGUUCAGGACGAGAUGUUGGCAAGGUUUGUUGUUGGCAGUCACAUUAAGCAUCACCCUAGUAGCAAGGACAUUGCUAAUGGAGAGGAAUUUGCGCUGCCUAAUACAUUUGGAGUAGAACCUUUGCCACAAGAGGUGCUGAAGAAAUAUAUUAUGUACUCUAAGGAGAAGAUUCAUCCUAAGCUAAAUCAGAUGGACCAAGACAAAGUGGCCAAAAUGUACAGUGACCUUAGGAAGGAGUCUAUGGCUACCGGCAGCAUCCCAAUUACUGUGCGACAUAUUGAGUCUAUGAUUCGCAUGGCUGAGGCUCAUGCCCGAAUGCAUCUGCGAGACUAUGUGGUGGAGGAUGAUGUAAACAUGGCCAUCAGGGUUAUGUUAGAGAGUUUUAUUGACACACAGAAGUUCAGUGUUAUGAGGAGCAUGAGAAAGACUUUUGCUCGUUACCUGGCAUUCAGAAGAGACAAUAAUGAACUUCUGCUCUUUGUACUAAAACAACUGGUAGCUGAACAAACGAGUUAUCAAAGGAAUCGGUAUGGGGCACAGCAGGAUACUAUAGAAGUGCCAGAAAAAGAUCUUGUAGAUAAGGCUCGCCAGAUAAACAUCCACAACCUCUCAGCCUUUUACGACAGUGAUUUGUUCAAGAUGAACAGAUUCACACAUGAUGUGAAGAAGAAAAUGAUUAUUCAGCAAUUCUGAACCCAGAAGAAUGGGUGAAAGGGAUCUACUGCCUUUAGAAAGAGCGUGCCAACCUUCUUGAUGGACUGACUAAAGCCAAGGGAUGUACAUCAAAGCUGGCCAAAGUUCCUCUGCUUUUUUUAUUACUUCUCCGGUAAAUGCCAUAUUUAUGGCAGCAAAAAGUAUCUGAGGAAUUGACUAAUGGAAAUGACUUUUGUUCCUGUGCCUUUAUGUGCUUACAGGCUAGCCUGCAAUUAUUAUAUCCAUGCUGCAGUGGCCAUUUAAUGAGUUUGUGGCUAAAUAGAGUUUCACUGAGACUGUUACUAUUGCACAGUUUGUGAGGUGCAUUAUCUGCGCGUGGAUCGUCACGCCGAGACCUCACUGUUUUGUCAACUCGUCUGUAAACAAGGCAAUUCAUUGUAAUUAUUUGGAAAUAUUUACACCUUUUGCCUUUGGAACUGAAUGCUUAUGGCCCAUGUGACAUUGUGCCUGUUGGUGUUUUUGUAUAUUAGUGCAUGAUUUCAAUGUAAAUUUUUCUACUGAAAUACAAGUGAUUUACUCGCUA
Molecule: messenger RNA, 3252 nt
Organism: Xenopus tropicalis (tropical clawed frog)
Lineage: Eukaryota; Metazoa; Chordata; Amphibia; Anura; Pipidae
Gene: mcm2
Product: minichromosome maintenance complex component 2
Biological process (GO): regulation of DNA-templated DNA replication initiation; DNA replication initiation; DNA replication
Cellular component (GO): chromosome; nuclear chromosome; nucleus
Molecular function (GO): ATP hydrolysis activity; DNA helicase activity; DNA binding
Source: RefSeq, marked provisional